UUUGCCUUCUACAAUGAUUCACGGACCUAUGUUAGCGACGGACUAGAAGCAGCAUGUAUUGAAGAUUUCGGUUUCUGCAUCAUUCUGUCUGUCCACUUUACUGUCAUAAAGUCCGUCCAGCAAACAGAGAGGAUGUUGAGAAACAGAGCAGCGCAGGUUUUCAGACAGCUGGUUAGACACCAGUCUACAGACACCAGCCUGAUCCUGGAGAGAUCGAUUAACCGUGUCCAGCUGCUGGGCCGCGUGGGGCAGGACCCUGUCAUGAGACAGGUGGAGGGACGGAACCCCGUCACCAUCUUCUCCAUGGCAACCAACGAGAUGUGGCGCUCCGGGGACGUGGAGACGUCCCCCGCAGGAGAUGUCAGCCAGAAGACGACGUGGCACCGCGUGUCAAUCUUCAAGCCUGGUCUGAGGGAUGUGGCCUACCAGUAUGUCAAGAAAGGGUCGAGGGUUCUGGUGGAGGGGAAGUUGGAUUACGGGGAGUACGUAGACAAGAACAACGUCAGACGCCAGGCUACCACCAUCAUUGCAGACAACAUUGUAUUCUUAAGCGUCAACAUUCGAGGGCGGGAUCAAUGAAGGAAAUGGCACUCUUCAUCUAGGAGGAAGACGAGCUCUUUCUGUGUAGCUACUCUAGUGUCUAUAUAUUAACUGACUGUUGAAGGAGCUGUGUGACUGCUAUCUAAAUGGGACAGAACACAGUGUAACACCUCUCUGUUGACUCUAGAGAAUGAUAGAGGACUAUCUGUCCCAUUUAUGACGUCGGUGAGUGCACGGGCAGCGCCAUUGAGGCCAUCUCCAUUUUGAAGUAGUCAAUUUUCUUCUUCUACUACUACUGAGUUGGUAAACAAACUGAAAGGGUUCGUACUGCCACCUAGAGUGUGUUGUUGGAACAGGUAUAAACCCAUGGUUGGUGAUUUACUGCCACCUGCAGUUAUGGAAUGUUUGCUCACGAGUAUAAUUCAUUGGCUGAUGGCCUGGAUGGAAUUAUGUGAUCCUUCCUUAACCCAUAGGAGGUUACCAUCCAAUUGACUACUUCAAAAUGGUCAAUGUCCUCAAUGGCACUGCCCAUGCUAAAACAUGCUUAUAAGUAUUAAAGUACUCUAUCAUUCUCUAACGUGGUUACACGUAUGUGUUUUAGCCACCAACAUUUUUAUGUUACUAAUCUUAAUUUAUGCCCAUUUGUGCUAUUCUUGGUGGAGUACAACUAAUGGAACUGCGGUUCAAAGCAGGAUGAAUAGGAUCAUGCCUUAAAGGUGAUGACUUACGGUUGUUUUCCCAGAGAAGCCAAAUCACAGAUGAGAAAAAUAAAUGGUUAAUGUGUGACUGACAUAAGGCUGUACCCAAAACUAUGAUUGUGCCAGUUUCAUAUUGAAUGUUAUACCACCUGUUUUCUUCUAAGCAUGUCUUUCUGUUCUAUUUCAAAGAUAGUUUGAAACUUGUAACUAUUUGUUUAUUUUCGGUUUCAUUCCACUUUAAAAAGUGAUUUUUUUUCCCUUCCUGAAAUCACCAGAUUCUCACCUCCAUUCUGGCUUGGCAAAUGUUGUACUCAUGUUGUUUAAUGUACUUGUAUGUAUCAUGUAAAAUAUACAAUUUUUUCCAGAA
Messenger RNA from Salvelinus namaycush (lake trout), 1605 nucleotides. RefSeq names its product single-stranded DNA-binding protein, mitochondrial-like. Gene Ontology annotation, cellular component: mitochondrial nucleoid. Gene Ontology annotation, molecular function: single-stranded DNA binding. Gene Ontology annotation, biological process: positive regulation of helicase activity; mitochondrial DNA replication. The record is from RefSeq and is a predicted model, not a curated record. NCBI's taxonomy places the organism in Eukaryota, Metazoa, Chordata, Actinopteri, Salmoniformes, Salmonidae. Bases 133 to 579 code for a protein of 148 amino acids. The transcript is spliced from 6 exons.